AAAGUGCGGCGUCCCUCUUAUUGUCUCUUUUUGCGUCUUCAGCGGGGACUUGUCCAGUGACAGCCAAUCAGAAGCAGAGCUGCCGUCGCCUCGAUCAGCCUCCCUGCCGAGAGAGAGAGAGAGAGAGAGAGAGAGAGAAAGAGAGAGAGAGAGAGCGCGCGCGCGAGAGAGAGAGACGCAUCUGGGCAGACCGAGGACCACGCGCCACAGAGGUUACGCUGCAGUGAACGGAUACACGCCGCACGCACGCGCCGCAGAGUCCCGCUCCGUCGUCCGAGGGAAUCGCGCUGCUGCGCUUCACACACCGGUAGCACAGACUGCCAGAGGGAAUGGGCGACUGAAGAGGCACGGGGAAGACUAUGACGCGAUACUCCUUCCUCUGAGCGAAGCUGCUUAACACGAGGCAAGAGAACAGGAGCGGGGAAAACGUGCUGGAUACAAUGAGAACUUACCUUCUUCUCCUGCUGUGGGCACACCUCAGCCACCACGCACACACCAAGGCCGUCUUGAGAAGGACUACAGAGGACUUGCUUCACGGGCCGACGGGUGCGGGGGUGGCCACGGCUGAGGGAGUGACCCUCAAGCGGUCCAAGCGAGGCUGGAUGUGGAACCAGUUCUUUUUACUGGAGGAGUACACUGGGUCUGACUACCAGUACGUGGGAAAGCUUCACUCGGAUCAAGACAGGGGGGACGGCACCGUCAAGUACAUCCUCAACGGAGACGGGGCAGGCUCCUUGUUUCUCAUUGACGAGAACUCGGGCGACAUCCACGCCACCAAGAGGCUGGACAGGGAAGAGAAGGCAUACUACACGCUCCGAGCGCAGGCUGUCAACAAGAAGACUGGCUGGCCCCUGGAGCCCGAGUCCGAGUUCAUCAUCAAAAUCCAUGACAUCAAUGACAAUGAGCCCAAGUUUUCCAAGGACGUUUAUACUGCCAGCGUACCAGAGAUGUCCGAUGUCGGCACCUCGGUUAUUCAGGUAACGGCCACAGAUGCGGAUGAUGCCACAUACGGCAACAGUGCCAAAGUUGUCUACAGCAUCCUACAGGGGCAGCCGUACUUCUCUGUGGAGCCCGAUACAGGUAUCAUUCGGACGGCCCUUUCCAACAUGAACAGGGAGAGCCGGGAGAACUACCAGGUGGUGAUUCAGGCCAAGGACAUGGCUGGUCAGAUGGGUGGCCUCUCUGGGACCACCACGGUCAGCAUCACCCUGUGGGAUGUUAAUGACAACCCGCCACGCUUUCCACAGGGUGUGUACCAGUUCAGUGCUCCCGAGUCGACGGAGGUGGGGUCUCCUGUGGGAAAGAUAAAAGCCACGGAUGCUGAUGUUGGCAAAAACGCUGAGAUGGACUACAGCAUCAUCGGUGGAGAUGGGAUCGACGUAUUUGACAUUGUGACUGACACAGACAGCCAGGAGGGGGUCAUCACCGUGAAAAAGCCCUUGGACUACGAGAAGAAGAAGAUGUAUGUGCUCAAGGUUCAAGUGGAGAACAUACAUCUAGACCCCCGCUUCCUCUCGAAGGGUCCGUUCAAGGACACGGCCACAGUGAAGAUCACCGUGGAGGAUGUGGACGAGCCUCCAAACUUCGAGCGGCCCAGCUACGUGAUGGAGGUGAAGGAGGAUGCCCCCAUCGGAUCCAUCAUUGGCUCAGUUAGUGCCACGGAUCCUGACGCCAGCCGCAGCCCAGUCAGGUAUUCUAUCGACCGACGCACGGAGAUGCACUGGCUGUUCAACGUCCACGCAGGGAAUGGCUCCAUCUUCACCCUGGAGGCCUUGGACAGGGAGGAGCACUCCUGGCACAACAUCUCUGUGGUGGCCACCGAGUUCAACCCGAAGCAGUCUAGUCGUGUGCCUGUAUAUAUCAGAGUGCUGGACAUCAAUGACAAUGCGCCAACCUUUGCUGAUGUCUAUGAGACAUUCGUCUGCGAAAACGCAAAAGAUGGACAGAGAAUACAGACAGUGAGCGCCAUGGAUGCAGACGAACCAGUUGGCGGCCAUAAGUUCUUCUUCAGCUUAGCUCCUGAGGCCUCUGUGAAAGCCAACUUCAGCGUUAGAGACAACAGAGACAACACAGCUGGGAUCCUCACUCGGCGCAGUGGGUUCAACCGACUGCAGCAGAGCAGCUACCUGGUUCCCGUGGUGAUCUCAGAUGGCGACUACCCCAUGCAGAGCAGCACCAACACGUUGACUGUGCACGUUUGCGCCUGCGACCGCGACGGCAACAUGAAGGCGUGUAGCGCCGAGGCCCUGCUCCGCUCAGCCGGCCUCAGCACGGGCGCCCUCGUGGCCAUCCUGCUCUGCGUCAUCAUCCUCCUCAUGAUUGUGGUGCUGUUCGCUGCUCUCAGGAGGCAGAAGAAGAAGGAGCCUCUGAUCAUCUCCAAAGAGGACGUGAGAGACAACGUGGUGAGCUACAACGACGAGGGCGGCGGCGAGGAGGACACGCAGGCCUUCGACAUCGGAACUCUGAGAAACCCCGAGGCCAUCGAGGACAACAAGCAGCGGAGGGAUAUUGUCCCAGAGUCGCUGUACCCGCCCGUCCGCCGGGCGCCGGUCACAUCCCGUGAGAACACGGACGUGCGCGACUUCAUUAGCCAGAGGUUGCAGGACAAUGACGCCGAUCCCACCGCCCCGCCGUACGACUCCCUGGCCACCUACGCUUACGAGGGAAACGGCUCCGUAGCCGAAUCGCUCAGCUCGCUGGGGUCUGCCACCACAGAAGGGGACCAUGACUAUAAUUACCUCACUGACUGGGGACCCCGUUUUAGGAAACUGGCUGAUAUGUAUGGGGGUGAGGACAGUGACCGGGAAUCAUAACUGGAGCAAACCGCCGAAGGACAGGACAGUACUGGCACACGAAGCUGCCAGGGGCCAAAAUAGGGGACACCCAUACAUUCACUGUUAAACAAAGUGCCCUUUACUUCUCAUGACCCACUCCUCGCUUGACUCGUUGGCGACCAGGCAGUACCUUAGAACAUGUCGUCUCAGUUUGAACAACAUUCGUGGAGCACUGAUAUUCUUUUCUCCCAAGAGUGGUGGACAUCUCAUGAGGAUGCUGAGGUUACAUGGGGCCCAGAAAACCUGACUAUAAAUAUGCAUAUAUAUAAUUUUCUUUUUUCUUAAACUGCCUCUCUGGAUGUUUCUGACAAGGAAGGCAGGUCAUGUUACGAAAAGACAAAUAGCAGUUUUUCAAAGUGUGAGUAAUGUUGGAAAACCACGAGUUGUUAGCUUGUGUCUGCCGUACCUCAAGUGAGGUAUCCUGUACGUUGCUUUUUAUCUGAAGUAUCUCUAUUGUAAAAACCACUGAAAAAUCAUACGCGGCCAUCACAUUCUACCGGACCUGCUACAGCCGUGCCGCGCAGGACUUGACCAGCGUGGUUGCUGACAUUUACUUGAACCUCUGGUACAUGGUUUUAUUUGCAAUAGCUGGAUCACUAUGUCCAGAUAGCUUUAUGUAUUUGAUAUGAAGGGGUUAAGCCCUGACCAAACUGUAUUACUGCGCGAUGAAUGUGCCCGAAGCGACGUCUAAGCCAAGGCGGCUGUGGACAGAGCGUCCGAGGCACGUAGCUUUCUGUGUUGGAAGGUUCCUGAACAAGCAGGCCCAUUAAACACAUCCGUUUGCUAAAUGUUUUACUCUCCAUAUGUACUUUGUACUUUUCAGUAAGAUAAUUCCUGUCACUUUGGACAGCUGUUCUCCUUUUCUCGUACACUUCUUUUAACAGACGUGUGCGUCCAACAGGGCCAAGCUUGGGAGAUAAUGGACACGAAGGAAAAGUAGAGGGGGGAAAAAAAGAAGUCCAUGAUCGAUAUGGCUUUCCCUAAAAAAGAUCGCAGUAAGGAAACAACAGUAUUUCAGCUUGUUCUGAAAAGGAUAUCCUGACCUAAGUGUGCUGCCUCGAUAGGUCAGCGCAGGUCUUGGGAUUUUAUCUGCAUGCUGGAGGAGAGAUUGCUCGAUAAACACAGCUGCAGGAGAAUUGUGGCCUUAAAAAAGAAAAAACAAGGAGAAAGCAAAAUUGUCGAAACUAGCACCCUUUUCCAAGCAGGGAUUGUACUCCGGCCCAAAAUAAAUAAAUAAAAAUGUGGAAACCGCUUUAGAAACCACAAUGAUUUUACAGAUGGAUGGGAAAAUGUGCAAGUAAUCACUGCACUCCAUCAUAGCGUGGCGGUAAAGAGAGGACAGAGAAACCUGGUGGGAGAGAGAAAAACACCGAGGGAAAGUGGGAGCUGGGGGGUGGGGGGUCGGACCACAGGCAGUCUCACGCACGCCCGUAAUGAGAGCCCUAAUAAAGACGGGCCGCCAGUGUUUGUCAUUUCUGCUUUUUACACGAACUACAAUGCUGGACUAAUAAACGCGAAACCCGCUUGGUCCGUCUCAUUUAAGGGUAGCUUAGACAAUCCCUCCAACGGCGCGUGACACGCGUGCGCGCACAUGUCUAAGGAAAAAUUACAUCGAUCAUUCAAGUGUCGUUUGAUUAUUAACCAUUUCUGCAACAACCAGAAUAACCUUGAUGGGUUUUGUGCUGCCUCAAAGAGUGUGGCGAAAUCCAGCGUUCCGACGUCGAAGUCCAUAUCCAAACGUGAUCUUUUUUCACAGUGUAUACGCUGUCAGCAUAACGUCAAUAAUUAUGAGACCGCAUCUAACUGAGGUGUUGCUGCCGUCGGGAAUCACUAUGGUGCUGGACUAAGGAGAAACAGACAGUCGUUUACCCGCAGCAGAAGUGACUUUCGGCAACUAUGUCGGUCGGAAUGCCUUUGGCACCAACGUUCUCCAACAUAUAAAAUAUGAAUCGCGCCUUUAGACAAAGUAGAUUUUGCCAGACGGGCGAGUGUGGUUACAUGCUGUUGGUGACACUACCUUUUCGUAAAAUGGUCAACUUUGUCAUAGCAAAAGUCAUAGGAAAGUCCUUGUGUUGCAGUGGCAUUAAACAUGAUUUCCCAUAGUAAAAAGCACAUUUAUUUUCUUUGUACCAUGUAAUAUUUUGUACCAAAUAUUUUUGAAAACAUGAUUAAAAAGGGUUUUUUAAAGUUGUUUUAAGGCUACACAGAUUGCGAACCAUCAUCAAGUGACUGUGAAAAGCUC
Molecule: messenger RNA, 5076 nt
Organism: Scleropages formosus (Asian bonytongue)
Lineage: Eukaryota; Metazoa; Chordata; Actinopteri; Osteoglossiformes; Osteoglossidae
Product: cadherin-6-like
Exons: 12
Coding region: 441-2813 (790 amino acids)
Biological process (GO): cell migration; adherens junction organization; homophilic cell-cell adhesion
Cellular component (GO): adherens junction; catenin complex; plasma membrane
Molecular function (GO): beta-catenin binding; cadherin binding; calcium ion binding
Source: RefSeq, a predicted model, not a curated record